Oncorhynchus tshawytscha (Chinook salmon) is the source of this 1065-nucleotide messenger RNA. RefSeq names its product extensin-1-like. The coding region runs from base 1 to 1065 and encodes 354 amino acids. The transcript is spliced from 5 exons. The record is from RefSeq and is a predicted model, not a curated record. Lineage: Eukaryota; Metazoa; Chordata; Actinopteri; Salmoniformes; Salmonidae.
AUGGAGGAGGAUAUAUGGAGGAGGAGGUACAGAGGAGAUAUGAAGGAGAAGAUAUGGAGGAGGUACGGAGGAGAAGAUAUGGAGGAGGUACGGAGAAGUUAUGGAGGAGGUAUGGAGGAGGAGCGAGGGCCCCUUAUCCCUGCUUCUGACUCACCCCCCCACCACUGGGUCAGCGAGGGCCCCUUAUCCCUGCUUCUGACUCACCCCCCACCCCUGGGUCAGCGAGGGCCCCUUAUCCCUGCUUCUGACUCACCCCCACCCCUGGGUCAGCGAGGGCCCCUUAUCCCUGCUUCUGACUCACCCCCCACCCCUGGGUCAGCGAGGGCCCCUUAUCCCUGCUUCCGACUCACCCCCCACCCCUGGGACAGCGAGGGCCCCUUAUCCCUGCUUCUGACUCACCCCCCACCCCUGGGUCAGCGAGGGCCCCUUAUCCCUGCUUCUGACUCACCCCCCACCCCUGGCGAGGGCCCCUUAUCCCUGCUUCUGACUCAUCCCCCACCCCUGGGUCAGCGAGGGCCCCUUAUCCCUGCUUCUGACUCACCCCCACCCCUGGGUCAGCGAGGGCCCCUUAUCCCUGCUUCUGACUCACCCCCCCACCCCUGGGUCAGCGAGGGCCCCUUAUCCCUGCUUCUGACUCACCCCCACCCCUGGGUCAGCGAGGGCCCCUUAUCCCUGCUUCUGACUCACCCCCCACCCCUGGGUCAGCGAGGGCCCCUUAUCCCUGCUUCUGACUCACCCCCCACCCCUGGCGAGGGCCCCUUAUCCCUGCUUCUGACUCACCCCCACCCCUGGGUCAGCGAGGGCCCCUUAUCCCUGCUUCUGACUCACCCCCCACCCCUGGGUCAGCGAGGGCCCCUUAUCCCUGCUUCUGACUCACCCCCCACCCCUGGCGAGGGCCCCUUAUCCCUGCUUCUGACUCACCCCCCCACCCCUGGGUCAGCGAGGGCCCCUUAUCCCUGCUUCCGACUCACCCCCCCACCCCUGGGUCAGCGAGGGCCCCUUAUCCCUGCUUCUGACUCACCCCCCACCCCUGGGUCAGCGAGGGCCCCUUAUCCCUGCUUCUGA